AUGAUCGAAAAACUAUGGGAACAUUAUCGGAAUGAAGAGAAUACUGAAUCAUCACAACCUGGAAAGCAAGACAAUUCUUCUUUUAAUGGCUCGGGGUCGAUAAAUGAAGGAUGUGUCAAAGAGACAUCUAAAAAUGAAAAGAAAAGAGAAUGUUUCAACGAAUCCUCUCAUGACAAUGGCAGUUGCGUUGCAGAUGACUUUCCCGGAAGUUCAAGUUAUGAUAAUUCCUCCAAGAGUUUGCCGGAUGGAGAAGCCUUUAUUAAACAGUUGAAAAUAGACAUGGAGGAAAACCGAUUUUGUUACAUGCCACCCAAUGUCAAGCCGAAAAAACUUGAUUAUGUUCACUAUGUUCGAAAGAAGGAUAAAGGUGCCCUGUCCUAUGUUGCUCAUGCUGAUUAUUACAUUUUGCUUCGGGCAUUUGCUAGAGUUGCAUAUGAUAAUGACAUUCGGAUUUUGCAUAUCGGUGUUUUGAGCCUUGAAAGAAGACUUGCUUGGCUAGAGAAAAAGAUUGGUCAAUGCUUGCUUUUGAAACCUCCUAAUAUUUCUUGUCAAUAUUAUACUCUUAGGCCAACUGAAAAAUCAGAUGAUGAAUCUGAACACAAAACUUGAACAUUUGAAAAUAAAUGUUGUGCUUUUUAACA
Molecule: messenger RNA, 641 nt
Organism: Vicia villosa (hairy vetch)
Lineage: Eukaryota; Viridiplantae; Streptophyta; Magnoliopsida; Fabales; Fabaceae
Product: TATA box-binding protein-associated factor RNA polymerase I subunit B-like
Exons: 2
Coding region: 1-609 (202 amino acids)
Biological process (GO): nucleolar large rRNA transcription by RNA polymerase I; RNA polymerase I preinitiation complex assembly
Cellular component (GO): RNA polymerase transcription factor SL1 complex; RNA polymerase I core factor complex
Molecular function (GO): RNA polymerase I core promoter sequence-specific DNA binding
Source: RefSeq, a predicted model, not a curated record